This is a messenger RNA of Vicia faba (fava bean), 465 nucleotides long. Lineage: Eukaryota; Viridiplantae; Streptophyta; Magnoliopsida; Fabales; Fabaceae. The record is from the annotation of a GenBank genome assembly.
AUGAGAGAUUCUUCAGAUUGUUCUUGGGAAGCAACAGUAGGUUGGCCAUCUGAAGGUUUAUGCUCGGCUAUGUACUGGUGCAUGACUUAUGUAUUGGUUUGUGGAGGCGAUCUCAAGUUCGACGAUGAUCUAUUGGAAGAACCUAGCCUACGUGUGAUCUCAGGUUCGACAAUGAUCUAUUGGAAGAACCUAGCCUAUGACGAUCUCAGGUUCGAAGAUGAUCUAUUGGAAGAACCUAGCCUACGAUCGAUCUCAGGAGAUCUCAGGUUCGACGAUGAUCUAUUGGAAGAACCUAGCUUACGUGCGAUCUCAGGUUCGACGAUGAUCUAUUGGAAAAACCUAGCCUACGACGAUCUCAGGUUCGACGAUGAUCUAUUGGAAGAACCUAGCCUACAGGUGAACUCAGGUUCAAUGAUGAUCUAUUGGAAGAACCUAGCCAACAAGCAAUCUCAGGUUCGAAGAUGA